This is a messenger RNA of Prorocentrum cordatum, 1284 nucleotides long. NCBI's taxonomy places the organism in Eukaryota, Dinophyceae, Prorocentrales, Prorocentraceae. The record is from the annotation of a GenBank genome assembly.
AUGCAGGCGCCCGCGGAGGCCCCCGCGACGGCAGGCCACCCCAUGAGACCGCCAGGGCAGUUCGCGGGCCCUGCGGCGGCAGCCACUUCACCAGGCAGCCAGGAGGCGGGCGCGGCGGCCGACGCGCCAGCAGCCUGGCCGCACUUCCGCUGGGCGGUGGCUUGCCGCACAGGCGAGGGGCGUGCUGAGCCCGGCAGCAGCGGGACCUCCCAGGGCGCGGAUGAGUUUAGCUUUGACAUGGGCACGGCACGCCAGGAUGGCACUAUCACGAGCUGUUUGAGGAGCUUGGGCCAGGAGGACCCCAACCGCGUGAUCUUCGUUCGGGGGGUCACAUCCCUAGGCUGGACGUGCACGGAGGCGUUGACGCUGCAUUUCUCAGGCUUUGGACCUGUCAUGAAGGUGCUGACUACACAGUCAAUGAAGAAGGUGCGGCCUGGCACAUGUCAGAUCCGACCAGGGGGCAUUGCCUUCGUUGUCAUGGAGGAUGCCAGGAGCGUCCGGCGCAUCUUGCAGGCAGGCCCGCAGCAGACGGUGGCCUCGAAGAGCAUCUGUGUGCAGCCGUACACAGCCCCCCGGCCUGGGUCCGCUGCCGCCUCGUCGGGCGACGGCACCUCGACCUCGGCAGGCUCCGCCAGCUCCGCGAGGAGCUCCAGCGAGGGCCCUACUAUGGCGAUGCCAGCGCCCGCGAAAGUCCCCGCGACCGCCGGCCUUCCCGAAAGACCGCCGCGGCAGUUUGUAUGCCCUGCGGGGGAAGCCAGCUCACCAGGCCGCCAGGAGGCGGCCGCGGCGGCCACCCCGCCAGCACCCCAGCUGGACUGCGGGCUGUGGGUCGCUUGCCGCGCAGGCGAGGGGCGUGCUGAGCGGGGCAGCAGCGGGACCUCCCAGGGCGCGCAUGGGUGUAGCUCUGACAUGGGCGCGGCACGCCAGGAUGGCACUAUCACGAGGUGCUUGAGGAGCUUGGGCCAGGAGGACCCCAACCGCGUGAUCAUCGUUCGGGGGGUCACAUCCCUGAGCUGGACGUGCACGGAGGCGCUGACGCUGCAUUUCUCAGGCUUUGGACCUGUCAUGAAGGUGCUGACUACGCAGUCAAGGAAGAUGGUGCGGCCUGGCACAUGUCGGAUCCGACCAGGGGGUAUUGCCUUCGUUGUCAUGGAGGAUGCCAGGAGCGUCCAGCGCAUCUUGCAGGCAGGCCAGCAGCAGACGGUGGCCUCGACGAGCAUCUGUGUGCAGCCGCGACGGCACCUCGACCUCGGCAGGCUCCGCCAGCUCCGCGAGGAGGUCUAG